GCAACUAUUCAGCAGCCAUCUUGCCAGAUUAACAUAACAGCACACGAUCCAUUAGUGAUACACUGACCAGUACAAUAAACCAUCGAAACCAUGAGAAUUCGCCCAUCGGAACUUCGAUAUACGCAAGACACCAUUGCCAAUCACUUCAGAAAUGGAUGGAGUUUGGACAGCUCGUUAUGGAGAUUACUGAGAAAGCCAGACGAUGUGAAUUCUCGUAUCGCGAACUUACCAACAAUGGAAGUUAUGCAACACGAUGGACACUAUUACGUUGUCGGUGGUAACCGUCGUCUGUACCUGCUAAAAAAGCUGGAAUCGGCAGGUAUCAUCAGUGACGUUGAUGUCAUUAUAACCUUUGAUUCGGCGAGGUUUAACCGACAACACACCACGAAGUGUGAAGGAAAGUUCGUAACAGUGAGGUACAGCCUAAACAUGGACGAGAAACUAGAUCACGUCAUAGCCAAGUAUAGACGAAAACAGAACGAUAUGGCUACAACGGUAAACUGCGAAUGUGACAUCAAAAAGGCUGAGUCUUGCAAACAUCGCCUCAUGCUGCUGCAAGGUGAACCGAAUAUGAUGCAGUUAUGCAUCGGUCACCUCAAGUUCGUGGCUUGCCUGACUAGUGCGGACUGUGCAAUGGAUCCCAUCUAUGGCCCUCUCAAACUCGAGGGCAUUCAGACCAUGAACGAUGUCUGUAACAGUGACGGGACCAAGACAACUGCGUCAAUCUUGGCCUUGCUCAUUGUGUUCCUCGCACAGUUCUUCAUGUGAACAACGUUCAGUGCCCGGCAGAGUACCUCUUUUUCCUGAUUUCCAUAGACUGCUGCCCGCAAGUUUCCUCAAACAUUGUCAGCACCGCUGACAUAUUUCAGUAAAAGAUUUCCUUCUAUAACAUAAAGUCUUCUUCUGUCUUCUAACCUUUGUAUCUUUCAUCAAUAAAGAAAAUAUCUCUUU
This is a messenger RNA of Gigantopelta aegis, 951 nucleotides long. RefSeq lists its product as uncharacterized. The coding region runs from base 91 to 768 and encodes 225 amino acids. The record is from RefSeq and is a predicted model, not a curated record. Lineage: Eukaryota; Metazoa; Mollusca; Gastropoda; Neomphalida; Peltospiridae. The transcript has 5 exons.